This is a messenger RNA of Bipolaris sorokiniana ND90Pr, 1100 nucleotides long. RefSeq lists its product as uncharacterized. Gene Ontology annotation, molecular function: iron ion binding; oxidoreductase activity, acting on single donors with incorporation of molecular oxygen, incorporation of two atoms of oxygen. The coding region runs from base 25 to 1095 and encodes 356 amino acids. Lineage: Eukaryota; Fungi; Ascomycota; Dothideomycetes; Pleosporales; Pleosporaceae. The record is from RefSeq and is a predicted model, not a curated record. The transcript is spliced from 3 exons.
CGUUUACGAAUUUGCGCUGUCAUCAUGGUUCAUCUUAUACCAGCUCUCACUGCUGCCUUUCUGGCUUUCAAUGUAUUUGCACACGGCGAUGUCAACAAGGAAAUUUUGAGAAGACAAGCCCAUCUCAACCAUCCUGAGCGUCGAAGCAUCCUGGAUUGCAAGCGGAGUCUUGUAGAUUCCGGAUGGGUCAGGGAGCAGCACCAAAGGCGCGAGGACAGACUGCAUGAGCUGCGUGUCGAAGCCGGCUUUGCACAAGCACACGAGUUGGUUCGUCGCAACCCCAUAGAGGUCGAAUUAAGCUAUGGCAAGAAGGGAGCAUGCACGCUCGAUCCCGAGCAAACCGAAGGUCCUUUCUAUGUUUCCGGCGAACUCGUUCGCAAGAAUAUCUUGUCUGGCCAGAUAGGUCCGAAAGCACAUGUCGACAUUAAUUUGAUCGACGUACGAAAUUGCAUGCCCAUCGAAGGUGCUUAUGUCGAGUUGUGGGGAACUAACGUGACUGGUGUCUAUUCUGGUGUACAAUCCACUGCCAACGGCAAUGGCUCCCCAGACUUUUCUUCAAAUGCCCUGCGUGGCAUACAACCAACGAAUGCUGAUGGCACCGCUUCCUUCAUCACACUCAUACCAGGACACUAUGGCGGUCGUACAAAUCAUCUGCACACUCUGGUUCAUCAUGACGCCAAACUCCUCCCUAACAACACCAUCAUAGGUGGUACCAUCUCGCACGUUGGUCAAUUUUACUUUGAGCAGGAUUUUAUCAACGACCUCGAAACAUUCUACCCCUAUACCUUGAACGAGCAAUAUCACGUUUUCAAUGACCAGGAUUCGCUCUUUCUCUACGCUAAUAAAAGCGAUGACGACCCCUUCAUGAAGGUAUCGAAGAUUGGCAAGACCUAUGCGGAUGGAUUGUAUGCAACGAUUGACGUAGGCAUCAACCAUCACGCAAUUCAGAAUUGGACGUCUCCUGUCGGGAAGUGGACCUCCGAAGGUACGGUGCCUGACCCAGAUAGUGUAUACGCGGGAUGGCCACGUCCCGUGAGCGCACCUGAAUCUUCGCCUACACCAUCACCAUCGCCAUCAGCCUCCUCAUCUGCGUAGAAUGG